Messenger RNA from Ruditapes philippinarum (Manila clam), 2872 nucleotides. RefSeq lists its product as uncharacterized. NCBI's taxonomy places the organism in Eukaryota, Metazoa, Mollusca, Bivalvia, Venerida, Veneridae. The transcript has 2 exons. The record is from RefSeq and is a predicted model, not a curated record. The coding region runs from base 204 to 1391 and encodes 395 amino acids.
AUUUGUCAUGUGUAUGGUUUAUCAGAGACUGUAACUUGUAUAUGUCUAAAUAACAUUGAAUCAUUAUCCCGAGAUAUAGGCCAUUAUGUAUAAAUAAAGGACAUAUCUUCAUUUGAUUAAAUAAAUGUAUUAAUAAUUCAAAACAGAUAUUGUUACAAGUGUAACGUCUUCUGCGAAUAACAUUCUUUUUAAAAGAAUUGAAUAUGACACACGGUGCGGGAGGUAUUUCUCAUGGCGGAGGGGGCGGAGGUUUCAGUGGGGGCGGAGGAUUUUCCACGGGGACGUUUCACACAUCACAUUACAGGCAUUCGCGCAGAAGAAGAGAUGGAAGUGACGGGGAGGGAGUCGAAUGUUGCUGCGCUCUUUGCUAUCUAGUUUUGUUCUUGCUAUGUCUGACAAAAAUGAAACCAAAGACAAGAAUAAUAUUGACAUGGUUUUAUUGUAUUUUGGGUGCUGGGCUUACAGGAGGAUUAAUUGGUCGACAUUACCAUUCGGUUAAUCUGUCAGCCUCCCCGGAAGAUAUGAGAAGCGUCGACAAAAUAUCGUCAACAUUUUGUCAAUCUGUUCUGAUUGAUUCAUCUUCCCAAAUAAUGACUUACAAGUUCACAUCCAAACCUAGGAUUAACCAAACUUCAUCUGUGAAAUAUGAAAAAAGUAUCAGUGCCUCGAUUUCGAGAAACAGCUAUGAAUAUUGGGGAUUUUACCUCCUGGAAGGGUCUUCAGUUGUGUUAACUGUAUGCCCGGAUGACAGAUUGGAUCUCUAUAUCAUUAAAGGCAAAGACAAUCUUGAUGCUUGGAUUGAAAAUGCAGACUGUAAUGACUGUUAUGAAAGCUAUCACUACAUUUUCUAUUGCUCUGUUCAGAAAUAUGCAUCGAAAUUUGAUAUCACAGCCUCGACUUCAGACCAGUACUAUUUCCUGUUAGCAAACGAUGAUUACAGCAUUAUAAAACCAGGACCAGCUGAAGCACAAGUAGAUAUCAGAUUAAACAGAAAAACAUAUAACAUGCAAGGGUCGUCAAUCGUUUGCUUUCAUGAUUUCGACUGCGACGUGCCCAUACCGAUAUCAGGAACUACAAGUGUGGUAUUUUAUGUUCCACCUGAAAAUUCUUUUGACACAUCUGUAACAGUAUACUGCCGCCCUCGUGUCUAUAUGUAUAUCCUUUUAUUUGCAAUUGUGCCAGUGACAUGUGGAACAUUGAUAACUUGUUUGAUUCUACGAAUAUCUAGGACAUCUAGACGUCAGAACAGUAGAUCUGACAGUCAAAUAUUUGCAGUUUCAAACUCAGACCAACUACAUGGAUAUGCAAAUGAAAGUUGUCAAAUUAAUGUUAGCCCGCCUAACUACACUGAAGCUCCGCCUAGUUAUGAAGAAGCUGUGGCCAGAGGGUGAAAUAAGAGUAGAAUUGCUAAUAAUAUAUAAUCACAUGACAGAGUAUUUACAAAUCAUAUGACAGAGUAUUCAUAUAUAACGAUGUACUGAUAUGCAUUAUGCAUAAUUGGUUCGCAUUAGUGAGGAGAUUUUACUUUGUACCUAUGAAACUGACAUCACGGGCUACGGAGAUAAACUUUAAAUUAACUCUCUUUAGAUGUCUACAUGUAUUUCUAACAUGGUAAAAUAAGGUCAUUUGGCCUACAAGACCUCGUAAGACCUGUUUUUCCAACAUUUUAACAUUCAUGUAUUGAGAUGUUCACUUUGAAUUGAUUAAACAUCCUGUUUAAAUUAUUUAAAAAAUAAUUGGAUAUUAUUUUCCAUUUCUAUAUCACAAAGAGCAUGCAUUGUUGUGAAGAAAAACAUAUAUUAAUUGUAUACUAAAAUGUAAAUAUAUAAAAAAAAAUGCAAUGUAUACAUAAAUCUAAAAUGUAAGAUAAUCGAUAAUCAAAUUAUAUAUAUUAUCAUAAUUAUAGAUAAUCAAAAUAUAUCUAAAAUGUAAAAAUGUAUACUUGAAUGUCAAUAUGUAUACUGCAAUGUAUAAAUGUAUACUUAAAUGCCAAUAUGUGUGCCAAAAUGUAUAUUAAAUGUCAGAAUGUAUACUCAAAUGUCAAUAUGCUAGCUAAAAUGUCAAAAUGUAUAUUAAAAUGUCAAUAGUAGGGUUCUCACUUAAAUUUUAAGAAUGGGAGUACUAGGACUCCUAGACCAGAAAAAGAGUCCCAAAUCAUGUCGAAAAUAUGUAUUCUAAAAUGUCAAUAUGUUUGCUAUAUUGUCUAAAUGUAUACUAAAAUGCCAAUAUGCUUGCUCAUAUAUAAAAUUGUAUAUUAAAAUGUCAAAAUAUGUAGUAGUCUUUAAAUGUGAAUAUGUAUUCUAAAUUGUCAAUAUGUUUUUAAAAUGUCGAAAUGUGUACUAAAAUGUCAAUCUGUAAACUAAAAUGUCAAUUUAAUGUCAAUAUGUAUGCUAAAAUGUCAGAAAGGCCUCGACAUUAACUUUUUUAGCAGGUGGUAAGCCAGACCACUAGAUUUGAAAUUUAGGUUGUCCUUCCGGAAGUCAGGUGGUCAAUUAUUAUUAUUUUAUUGUUUUUGAUUUUUUUACUCUUUUCAUAAAAAAAAACACUGCAGAUUUAGCUUACAAUAGCAACUUAAGAAAACAUAUUUUUAGAUAUAUGUUUUCAUCUAAUCAGAAAUUGAGUAGAGCAAGUCAGUAAUCAGGUAUUCUUUUUGUAAAGUUUUUGAUUUUUAUCUCAUUUAAAAAUACACAACAGGGCACGCAUUUCUGUAAAAUUUUAUAUUGAAGUGACUUCUCCCUUAACUCUUAUAAUCAUAACAAUUAUCUUUUAUAAAUGAACAUUUUUAAUAAAACUGUUAAAUUAUCUUAUUAUUAUCAUUGAAAACAAGGAAAUAUCUAAAGGAUAAUAAAGUAAAACUAACAUGUAUAUAGAA